Messenger RNA from Miscanthus lutarioriparius, 486 nucleotides. Lineage: Eukaryota; Viridiplantae; Streptophyta; Magnoliopsida; Poales; Poaceae. The record is from the annotation of a GenBank genome assembly.
AUGCAGUUCCGCAAACAGCCGCCUUCAGUAGUGUCUCUUCCUUGGGCCUCAUCAUAUGCAUGCAAUGCAACAAGGAGUCCCGGUCGUGUACGUCGGGCUCCUCUCUUCACGUGCCAUGCCAACAAGUACAAUUACAGCGACCUUCAACCCAAUGGAUCGGGGACCGAAGCGGCCCCUAAGGCUUCCACAUUAUUAGCGGGCGAGAACUGGAGCAUAAUGGGAGACAAGGACGUGAUCAUCCUCAAGCUCAGUGUGGGAGAGUCGCCGCCCAAGGAGAAAUUCAAGGUUGAAACAGCGCCGGACCAGGCGGGUCUGGUCAUCAGGUACACGGACGACGACAACCCUGCGAGCUCUACCAACGUCCCGCUCACUAUGCCGCGGGGCUACGACGGCAAGAAGGUGCAGGCCAAGUGGUUCCAAGGCUGGCUGCUUGUUAUCAUCGCCAAGCCUAAGCACGAUCCCAACCCGAUACCCGUCCGGGAGUAA